AUGGACAGAAUAAGAGGAGACUACACCAGUCCCGCGCAACCAGGAGAUGCAGAGAGGAGCAGGACUGGAGAACAAGACCCAGAACUAACUGUGCUGGGAAAAGCACAAGAGUUCUUUCAGAUUUGUGAUCUGGAAGGCAAAGGCUUCGUCACUCGUCAAGACAUGCAGAGACUGCAUCCUGAGUUACCUCUUAGCCUGGAAGAACUUGAAAAAGUUUUUGUUACAUUGGAUGCUGAUGGCAAUGGCUCACUUACCCCAAAGGAGUUCAUCACAGGAUUCAGCCAAUUUCUUUUGGAGCAGAUUGCUUUGAAAAAUGACAUGGUGCAACCAUCAGAAGGAGAAACAGCCUGCCCAGUUAGAUACGAAGAGACCACGACUGGUGAUGAGGAUGAAGAAUUCCAAUUCUCAAAUCUCAUGGAUCGGCUUGGAGCUGCAAAGGUUUUGGAUGAUGAGGCUGAUGUGAAGCAACUUUGGUUGCAGCUAAAAAAAGAAGAACCUCAUUUACUUUCCAAUUUUGAAGAGUUCUUGGUCAGAAUUUUUUCCCAGCUCCAAGAAGCAGAUAAUGAGAAGAAUGAAUUGGAAUGUGCUCUAAAAAAGAAAAUUGCUGCUUAUGAUGAAGAAAUUCAACAUCUCUAUGAGGAAAUGGAACAGCAAAUCAAAAAGGAGAAAGAACAGUUUCUCUUGAAAGACACAGAGAGGUUUCAGUCCCAAAGUCAAGAGCUGGAACGCAAGCUGCUGUCAAAAGAACAAGAACUGGAACAGCUGGUUCAAAAACAGAAAAGGUUAGAGCAUCAGUGUACACAACUCCUCAGUGGCAAAGAAGAAACCAAAGUAGAGAACACCAAGCUGAAGCUGACUAACCAGGAGCUGCUGAAAGAGCUGGAGAGAACAUCCCAUGAGCUAAGCCUGGCUCAACAGCAGCUACAGGUGCUUCAGGAGGAGGCAUCAAGGCUCCAUGAGGAGAAGGAAAUGGAGGUGUACCGGGUGACAGAAACCUUACAGAGAGAGAAGUCAGGACUUUUGAAGCAGCUGGAUUUUUUAAGAGAGAGGAACAAACAUCUCAAGGAUGAACGUGACAUAUUUUUGCAGAAAUGCAAAACAACUGUUCCAAAAGCCAGCUGGAAGCAGAGAUCAGGGUCUAUCAUUGGGAAAUACAUAGAGGGCAAGAUGCAGCCAAACAGCCAUUCAUUUGAAGAAGAUGAUAUUUUCAGUAAUUCAAGGAGAAGGAAUUCUGCUGGACUGAAUGGAGUUCUCUCUGAAGAGCUUGAUGCUGGAGUCACUGGAGGAAUGCCUAAAACAUCACAUCUCCAAAGAAUAAUAUCAAUUGAAGAAGAUCACCUACCCCAGCUUCUUGACAGGCUGGUUGAUAAGCAGCUGAGCAGAUGGACUGGAGAAGAUGAAGAUACUUUUGAGACAGAAAUGAAUAACAAAUCCAGAGAGCAAUCAAUGGAAUAUUCAUCAUCAUCUUCUAGAGAGCAGCCUGUAGGGAAGGAAACACUGUCAAAUGAGGAGAGAAUAAACUCUGUUCCAGAGCGCUUAUUCAAGAUCGUUUUUGUGGGCAAUUCGAGUGUUGGAAAGACUUCAUUCUUAAGAAGAUUUUGUGAAGAUCGUUUUUUCCCAGGCACAGCUGCUACUGUAGGUGUGGAUUACAACGUGAGAACUGUCACAGUAGAUCACAGCCAGGUAGCGCUGCAGCUCUGGGACACAGCUGGCCAGGAACGGUACCGAAGCAUUACCAAGCAGUUUUUCAGAAAAGCUGAUGGUGUCAUUGUGAUGUAUGACAUAACAGCAAAAGACACAUUCACAGCUGUCAAGCAGUGGCUGAUAAGCAUUGAGGAGGCAACUGGGGAGAACGUGCCUGUUCUUUUGUUGGGUAACAAAACUGAUAAUGAAAAGGAGCGUGAGGUCCCGAUGGGAAUGGGAGACCAUCUUGCAAAGGAUUACAAUUUAAUUUUCUAUGAAUGCAGUGCAUAUUCUGGAUACAAUGUGGAAAAGUCCGUGCUUCACUUAGCUAGGAUUUUAAAAGAACAUGAAGAUAAAGUGAAAGAGAAAACCAUCGAACUUCAAUCUGAUACAAAUAAAAAGUCAUGCUGUAUGAGGCAAUAAAAUGCUGAGGCAUGUUUAGACAAGUCAUACAUUUAUAAAACACUACCUGGCACUAACAAAUUUGCUUUUAUCUUCCAAAUAUUUCUUCUGCUGUGUUCUGACUGUAGGUGUAAGUGAAAGUUAAAAUCUAUAUAUGAUCUGAUCUUGCUUUUAUAAAUAUUGUCUUUGGUUAAUUGACAGUGUAUUUAGGGCAGUAACAAU
Messenger RNA from Melospiza georgiana, 2307 nucleotides. It is a transcript of the gene CRACR2A, whose product is annotated as calcium release activated channel regulator 2A. Gene Ontology annotation, molecular function: GTP binding; GTPase activity; calcium ion binding. The coding region runs from base 1 to 2106 and encodes 701 amino acids. The record is from RefSeq and is a predicted model, not a curated record. The transcript has 17 exons. NCBI's taxonomy places the organism in Eukaryota, Metazoa, Chordata, Aves, Passeriformes, Passerellidae.